GGUCAGACAACUUUACAAAUUAGUCUACCGUGUUGGUCGGAAUGCCGAGUCACACGCCCUGCAGUUCGUUGGCAGUCCCCGGCGGUGUCAGCGAUGGUCGGGGAACUUCGACGAGCGCACUUCGUUUGGGCGCGGGUCAGCGACCGGACAGUUUCGACGCAACAGGUGCGCACGCGUCUUCCGUUCCCGCGCGAAAACGCGCCUCGAACCCUUCGCGCCGUCCCCCGCGCGCGCUUUCCCGGAAACGACCCGUAUCAAUCGUUCCAUCGAUAUCCGUCUUUCGUCCGCGCUUUUUUGAGGGAAACUUCCUUCGUCGUGCGUGACCCGCGGUGAUUGACGCGCCGUCCCCCGAUCACUUCCCCCGUCGCAGGCUUCAAGACAAUGGCCAAAUACUUUGGCGACAUCGGCAAGGCCGUCAAGGACGUGCUGACCGGCGGUCUGAGCUACGACCACAAGUUCAGCGUCAGCGGAAAGCCCGUCUCCGAUGAACUGACCAUCAAGGCCGAGGCCGUGUCCAAGGGUACCGACUUCAGCGGCGACGGCACCGCGACGUACGUCGUGGACAAGGAACUCAGCGCCGAGCUCAAGGUCACCGACAAGGGCGUCGCCAAGGUUAGCGUGACGAAGACAGGCGUCGUCGACGGCCUGAAGACUGUCGCUUCCGUGAACCCGUCGGACGUCGCUAAAUCGCUCAAGCUCGCCAACACGCUGCUCUCCGGAGACGUCGGAGUCAAGGCGGACGUUUCCAACUGCCUCGGGGGCAACCCCAAGGUGGAGGCGUCCGCGUGCCUCAACCUCGGCGACGCGCAGGUUGGAGCAGAGGCGGCGGUGGACGCCGCCAAAGGCGUCGUCUCGUACGCGGUCGCCGCUCAACUCGCCGCCGAUGACCUCGUCCUCUCCGCCGUCCUCUCCGACGCACUGUCGACGAUCAAGGCUGGCGCCGCGCUCAAGGUGGACAAGGACACCACCGCCGCGGCGGAGGUCGUGUACAAACUCAACGGCGGGGACCUGAAGCUCGCCGGCGGCAUCGCGACGAAGCUCGAGAGCGGCCAAAGCGUUCGCGCCGUCGUGUGCUCCGCGGGACACAUCAGCGCGAGUGUCAAGACGAGCGUGGCUGAUGGGUUGGACCUGACGGCGUGCGCGCAGGUUCACAAGGACAUGAAGUACAAGUACGGGCUUCAGUUCGCGAUGAAGACGUGAUGACGAGUGUCGAGGAGAGCGACGCGUGGAUGCCGGACGACGGCGGCGAUCGCGCCAGCCGCGGCGUUGUAAAUUUCACAAUUCCUCCCGAUUAAAAAUGAAAAGCCGAACCUUCGACUCU
This is a messenger RNA of Micromonas commoda, 1321 nucleotides long. RefSeq lists its product with no specific name. The coding region runs from base 382 to 1200 and encodes 272 amino acids. NCBI's taxonomy places the organism in Eukaryota, Viridiplantae, Chlorophyta, Mamiellophyceae, Mamiellales, Mamiellaceae. The transcript has 4 exons. Gene Ontology annotation, biological process: monoatomic anion transmembrane transport. Gene Ontology annotation, cellular component: mitochondrial outer membrane. Gene Ontology annotation, molecular function: voltage-gated monoatomic anion channel activity. The record is from RefSeq and is a predicted model, not a curated record.